CGUAAUUCGCAAGUCAGCUAUUUAAAAUGAAAUUUCCUUAACAAUGAUAUUAUAAAUAAUAUAUUCUACAGGACACAAUUUAUAUUUGUAAAACAAUUAUAUAGAAUUAUCAAAAUUUUCUUUAAGAAUGUAAUAUAGGGUGUUUUGAAAAACGCUCUUGACAAAAGGAGGGGCAUUGAACGAGAYUAAGUGUUUAAAGCACCAUUCUAAGUUGGAUUUUAUAAAUUAAGACAAAAUAUGCAGCAUAACCAGGAGCCCAUCUCCUGGCRUAACCCAUUGUGCUUGGAACGCCCAUCUCAAAAGAUAGAAAGGAGAUCCAACGAAGGGAAGGACACAAAGAAGAAUAAGUCCUCUAUUCUAUAUGAAAAUAAUAUUUUUUUGUUUGUAUGUUUUUUUUCAAAUUAUUAUCAAAGAGUCAUUUUUAUUUUUAAUCAAAACUAUUUGAUGCCAUCAAAAAACAGUGGUGUAGAAAUAUGACUGGGCAUGUAUUGGGAUUCCUGUAUCUCGCGUGUUGAUAAGAGACUGGAUAGUUUAAUUCACGUAUGGUUGAAAAAUCACUUGCGAAAGCAGUUACGCGUUUCUUUUUACGCGAUGAUAAGUCCAUGGAAUUCUUGAUGCUUUCAUGUUAUGGCCGAAUCUGUGCUUCUUCAAACCUGCUUUCACCUUCUGCCGAGUAAAAAGUUAUUCGAAGUUCGCUUGACGCGGAAGAAACUGUUUUACCAGCAGACGUCAAUUGAUUCUUGCUGGAGAACGUCGAACAGUCCCUUAUUUUCGGUCAAUUUGGAAGAUGUUUAUGGUGGAAAAGUGUUCAGGAGUAGAUCACGAAAUAAUAUAAAUUCGUACUUGCAUAUUUUCACUUGUCCUGUCGAAGGAAAAAGAAGAGUUCGAGGAAGAAUUCGGUUCAAAGUCAGUGGUUGGGAAGAUGCGGAUUCGAAUGUCAGAUGCGCCGAGAGAUGGCUGAAGAUGAUUCUAUGGCUCGUGAAACAUCCUGGUAUUGAUGUCGAUACCAUUAAAGAUAGAAAACUGCCAUCCCAGCGCAAGCUGCUUGUAUUCGUCAACCCCUGCAGUGGUUCAGGAAAGAGUUUGGCAAUCUUUAAAAAAAACGUGGUACCAAUGUUCACUGAAGCUUCAAUAGACUACACUUUGCGUGUUACAGAGUAUGCUGGUCAUGCAGAGAAGAUUGCAUUGGAGCUUAAUAUUGAGGAAUGGGAUGGUCUUGUGAUUUGUUCUGGAGAUGGGUUGGUUCAUGAGCUUGUUAAUGGACUUAUGAAAAGACCAGACUGGAAAAGAGCAAUGACACUACCUAUGGGUGUGAUCCCUACUGGCUCAGGGAAUGCUUUGUGUUAUUCGGCACUAUAUGCAUCAGGGGAGCCAUUUGAUCUCACUGCUGCAGUCUUUGCAGUGAUUCGUGGACAAACUCUUGACUUGGAUCUCUGCGCCAUUGAAACACCAAGCCAAAAACUCUUCUCUUUUCURUCUUUAUCUUGGGGCAUGAUAUCUGAUGUUGAUAUGGAAUCAGAAAAGUACAGAYGCCUGGGAAAUGCUAGGUUUACUUUGGGGGCCAUUAUCAGAAUCCUUAAUCUUCGUACUUACAGAGGUAAACUUUCAUACCUUCCACCUGAUGAAGCUGAACAUCCUACCACAAGUUUAGAUCUGCCAAAGGAGGAAACCAAGAAUGAGGACGAUGAUUUAGCAAACUUUUAUUCUCUACCAGGAAGUCCUAGUGGGUCGUUUUAUAACAYAAAAUCUGCACCAGAAGAAAAACCACCUAAAAUUAAUUCAAGCCAUGAGAAUAUUGGCAUGCUAGACAGUGCGCAUCCAUCAAUCAAUGAUAUAUCUCAAACUGUUAGUGAACACAGAGGUACCUUAUCUAUGCCUUCAAUAGCAAAGCRAUUGCCAUCAAACUGGAAGACAAUCGAAGGUGAAUUUAUCUUAAGCUCUUGCGUUCUCAUCUCACAUCUUGAUGGUAAUUGUAACUUUGCACCUGAAGCAAAGUUUGGCGAUGGUUUUUUGUACAUGGCAUACAUCAAGUCUGGUGUUUCAAAGCUGAGAUUGCUAGCUAUAUUGAAGGAAAUGGAGACAGGCAUUCAAGUCAACUCAGACGACUUUUUUAUCUUAAAAGCGUGUGCAUUUAGAUUAGAGCCAGAUCUCUCUCAACAGGGGACAAUGGCUGUGGAUGGAGAAAGACUUCCAUAUUCUGAGGUUCAAGGAGAGGUGUAUAAAGGGGUUGGACGAGUAAUGUGUAGCAGACCUUACAGUUUUUGAACUGCAACAAGAGCUGGAAUAGUAAUAUAUUGUAGAAAUAGCCCCUUCUUUUUUCCUAACUUKAAUCCAACCUACCACAUUUUUCUUUGGAAAGGAGGAAAAACUGAGAGGAUGGAAGACAAAGUUGAAGACUCAUAGAUCAUUCCUUUCCCUUUUUCAUCCUGAUAGUUUUUUACUCGACGAGCUAAAAUGAAAAGGGAGAUGGAAAAGCGGUUCAGGCUGAAGUUCAAGAAAGUCAAAUGGGCUAUACUUUUCCUUUCCCAAUAUUUUAUUGUUGUCAUUGAGAUCAGAAAUGCCUUUCCGCAGUGAGCAAACUAAAAGAAAAAUAAAUAUUAAAGUCUUUCAUUGAUACGAAUAUAAAGCUCUGCACUGGAAAUCAUAUAUUGAAAAURACUGAAAAAAGUAUAUUAUUUAAUUGACAAUUUGAAAUGUAACAAAAACGAAAACUACUGACAUCAUAUCCAUGUAUAGUCAGUCUUUUAAAUUAUAUUUAAUCACAAUGGAAUCGUUAUAUCUUAAUUAAUAGUAAUUAAUAAUAAUUAAACUUAUUUGAUAGUGUGCUGCAAUAGUUAUUGUGUUAGCUAAUUAAUAUGGAAUUUUGGAAUAUAGCAAAAACAGUGAAACACGGUGUAAUCUUAUAAGUUUUUUAAUUUCAAACAGCUWUAUUGUUGUAUAAAUGAUGACCUAAAGCCUGGUUUUCACUUUGUUUUCACUCUAUUUGUUCAAUACAAACAGAUGUUUGUCUUUCUUUGCGAUACAAGCUAUGUUAUGCUUAUGUCGACGUCUUAUGUUGCAGGACUUCAUUCCUUUGGCUUUUCGUAUGUUCYAGGCUUAUGACUAUGCUUAUGUCCUAGUGAAAACCAGGCUUAAGGCGUCAUUUACACGUGCGUUACUUUUCGUAGCGUUAUUUUGUAUUCCAUACUACAUGUAUGCGGUGUGGACGAGAAGGUAUAUUAUUAAUGCUAGUACUAAAUAAUUAUUUUAACUAAUUUACUUGUGUACAGCCUUUUGCAAAAAUUAUGAGAAUUGUCUAAAUAUCUAAAUAUCAUAAUAUACAUAUCCAUAUAUUGUCCAGAACACGCGAGUUUGCUAGAAUAAUUCAUUGUUGACAUCGAGAAAAUGUUCAGAACUACGGAUAAGUCCGUCACCGCCGAAAAAAACUAAACUACACAGACAAAGGACAAACGGGAAUCGCGUGGGAUUACCCAUCAUGCAAUUGAUAUUAUGAUAUUUAGAUAUUUAGACAAUUCUCAUAAUUUUUGCAAAAGGCUGUACAUCAACUACAUUAUUAAAUAUCGUAUUCGAUAUGAAGAAUCUAUUUUAUCAAAAUAUUUGAUUGUCACAUAUAAUUAUAAUUGUAUAUAAAUAAGAAGUUCUAAGAUGUAUUUAAUGCUCAUGAAUGUAAUGUAUACGUGUCCAGAAUUCACAUGAAUAAAACUAUAUCCCUCUACGA
Messenger RNA from Exaiptasia diaphana, 3718 nucleotides. Its product is annotated as sphingosine kinase 2. Gene Ontology annotation, biological process: sphingosine biosynthetic process. The transcript is spliced from 5 exons. Bases 628 to 2265 code for a protein of 545 amino acids. The record is from RefSeq and is a predicted model, not a curated record. Lineage: Eukaryota; Metazoa; Cnidaria; Anthozoa; Actiniaria; Aiptasiidae. Gene Ontology annotation, cellular component: intracellular membrane-bounded organelle; cytoplasm; membrane.